AUCUCCCCCAGGUUCCUGCAGGUCCUCAUGUAAAAGCGUCCAUGUGAGGAUGGCGGACGCUCUGAGGACGCUGUACGGCAGUCUGAUGGUUCUGUUGGGCGUGGCCUCUGUCUGUGGGAACCUCCUCCUCUUGCUGGUGCUCCUCCUCAACAAGGAGCUCCGUACAGACACGCUUGGCCUCACCUUGAGCUUUGGCAUCAGCGACUUGGCACUCGGACUCUCCACCAUUCCCUUUGGGGCCUAUAACAGCCUGGUCCAGCCCUCCUGCUGCCCCAGUGAGGGCGCCUUCUGUCAGGGCAGCGGCUUCAUCUUCGUCCUCCUGCAGACCUCCUCCAUCCACUCGCUAACCUGGGCCACUGUCGACAAGUUCACCGAGAUCUGCUUCGCCCUCAGCUACCGCACCAUCUGGACAGCCAGGCGGAGCAGGAUGGUGCUGGUCUUGAUCUGGUUGUUCUGCCUGGUGAACGCGGCCCUGCCACUGCUGGGCUUCGGCAGCUACAUCUACAGCGAGUCGCGGUUCCUCUGCUGCCCGAGCUUCACCCCUGAAAACAAGUGCUUUGUGGUGCUGUGGAUGUUGGUGGGCAUCGUGGUGCCAAUCCUCACCAUGUGCUCUCUGUAUGGGUACAUCGUGUACGUGGCCAGGAAACAGGCCAGGAGGGGAACAUUCAUGUGCAACGACCUCCACUGCUACUACGUCCCUGCCAACAAUUACCUGAGAAGCUCCAUCGUGAUGGUCACAACCUCAGUGUGUUUGCUGGUGUGCUGGCUGCCCUUCAUCUCAGUGUGUCUGUACGAGACAGUCAGUGGUCGGCAGAGUCCAGCUGUGACCUCUGCCCUCUCCGCAUGGCUGGUCCUGACCAGCGCCGCCCUCAACCCCUGGAUCACCUGUAUGACACAGAUUAGGUACAGGGCAGCGGUACGUCGGAGCGUCGGCAGGUUUAUUCAGAUGUGUCUAUGUCCUGGGACGCCUCUGGUGUCCCGCCCCCAGAGCUCCACCCUCCACCUGGACACAACCAAUCGCAUCAGCACGACCACGACGACUACGGCUGCAACACUCCCACCGUCAUCACAGAAAACACCAACACCGCCAUGAUGACCACGCAUACACACCAGCUGUACCUGUAGAGACAAACUGUC
Messenger RNA from Epinephelus lanceolatus (giant grouper), 1137 nucleotides. Its product is annotated as histamine H2 receptor. Gene Ontology annotation, cellular component: membrane. NCBI's taxonomy places the organism in Eukaryota, Metazoa, Chordata, Actinopteri, Perciformes, Serranidae. The record is from RefSeq and is a predicted model, not a curated record. Gene Ontology annotation, molecular function: trace-amine receptor activity. Gene Ontology annotation, biological process: G protein-coupled receptor signaling pathway.